Messenger RNA from Juglans regia (Persian walnut), 1264 nucleotides. Its product is annotated as phosphoenolpyruvate carboxylase kinase 1. Gene Ontology annotation, molecular function: calcium-dependent protein serine/threonine kinase activity; ATP binding; calmodulin binding. Gene Ontology annotation, cellular component: cytoplasm; nucleus. The transcript is spliced from 2 exons. Bases 69 to 887 code for a protein of 272 amino acids. Gene Ontology annotation, biological process: peptidyl-serine phosphorylation; protein autophosphorylation; intracellular signal transduction. Lineage: Eukaryota; Viridiplantae; Streptophyta; Magnoliopsida; Fagales; Juglandaceae. The record is from RefSeq and is a predicted model, not a curated record.
UAUAUAUAUUGGAAAGACGGUAACAAACGAACCAACCCAGAAACAUCACAAAAAAGCCAUAGAACCCCAUGUGUGAGGCAUUGAAGAAAAACUACCAGCUGUGUGAGGAAAUUGGCCGUGGCAAAUUCGGCACAAUAUCGCGAUGCUUUCACUCGAUCUCCGGUGACUUCUUCGCCUGCAAAAUCAUUGACAAAAGAUCUCUCGCUGAUGCCACCGACCGUGAAUGCCUCGAGAACGAGCCCAAGAUCAUGACCCUUCUCACUCCCCACCCCAACAUCGUCAAACUCUUCGACAUCUUCGAGAACGACGACUUUCUCUGCAUGGUAAUGGAGCUCUGCGAACCCUUUACUCUGUACGACAUGAUAAUCCAAAGAACUCUUUCUGAGCACCAAGCUGCUUUGCUUAUGAAGCAACUUCUCGAGGCUUUAUCUCAGUGUCACAAACUAGGGAUUGUGCAUAGAGAUAUCAAGCCGGAGAACUUAUUGUUCGAUGGAAGGAACAAUCUGAAAAUGGCGGAUUUUGGGUCGGCUGUGUGGUUACCGGAGGGGAGGAGCGUGAAAGGGGUCGUGGGAACGCCGUAUUAUGUGGCGCCGGAGGUGUUGAUGGGGUGGGAGUACAAUGAGAAGGUAGAUGUGUGGAGUGCUGGGGUCAUUUUAUACAUAAUGUUGGCGGGGGUUCCGCCGUUUUACGGCGAGUCGGCGGCAGAGAUUUUUGAGGCGGUGUUAAGGGGGAACUUGAGGUUUCCGACGAGGAUCUUCCGGACGGUGUCGCCGGCGGCAAAGGACUUGGUGAGGAAGAUGGUUUGUAGGGAUCUGUCAAGAAGGUUAUCUGCAGAGCAAGCAUUGAGGCACCCAUGGAUCCUAAACGAAGGAAAAGCUAUGCAGUAGACCGUGAAGUUACUUCAGAAUAAUCAAGAAAGCAAGCAUCAUAGCAAGCAAACGCAGUUUGUAUCAUAUGGUUUGGAGAAUCCCAGUCUUUCCCCGCCUUGUCUUUUUUUAAAUUUUUCAUCGAGAAAAAGAUUAGGAAGUGAGAAAGCAUAUGAUGACAAAACCAAGAGUUUUUUUUAUUCCUUUUGAAGUGUAUGAGGGGCCAUGAUCAUCUGGGAAUGCAUGUUUCAGGGAACAUAAACGUGUUUUCGAGUAUGGAAUCUAUAUAUGUUUAUCGUUUUCCUCUCUUUUGUUCUUUUUUGGUGGUAUAAAUGUGCCAUUCUCGAUGAAGAUAUGUAGAAUAUGGUUUGAUAUAUUCCAUUUCCUGUGUUCUAUGC